ACCACAAGCCACAGAGCGGAGAGCAGAGGCCACAGAGCGGAGAGCAGCUCCAGCACGGUGGACUUGGACUCGGUAGGUCCUCACAGGAAGCAGACCUUCACAGCCCUUCUGAGGAUUCUGGCCAGUUGGAGGCGGUGGUCAUGGCGGUGGCUCUCCAGGUCGUGGGUUUGGUUCUGGGCGUGCUGUCCUGGUGCCUGCAGUCCAGUUGUACCAGUUCACAGGUGUGGAAGUUUCGCAGCCAGUCGGACUCGGUGAGCAGCAGUGUCCAGCACUUCGAAGGCCUGUGGAUGAGCUGCGCCGCCACAUCACUGGGUUCCAUUCAAUGCAACCGAUACCAGACCAUCUUGGGACUGCCAGAUUACAUGCAGGGCUGUCGGGCUCUGAUGGCCCUGUCUCUGAUUCUGGGUCUGACCGCCAUCAUUACCUCUGUUCUGGGACUAAAAUGCACCAAACUGGGACGAACCACUGAGCAGACCAAAUGCAAGAUGGCCCUGACCGGUGGCAUCCUGUUCAUCUUGUCAGGCAUCCUCUCACUUUCCAAGAUUGUGUUAAACAAUCUAGUGAAAAACCCCACUGCCAUCUCUCCUAAACACCUCCAUGCCUCCACAGGUGUGUGUACUCUGAUCGCCGUGUCCUGGUAUGCUGCCCGCAUAGUACAGGAGUUUCAUGACCCAUACCAUGUAGGGGUCAGGUUUGAGUUCGGUACUGGUCUCUAUCUGGGAUGGGCAGCCGCCGGUCUGGCCAUACUGGGAGGCUCCAUGCUGUGCUGUUCCUGUAGGAGAGACGCUCUGGCCCCGCCUGCAGGGCAGUACUCCUACAACUACUCCACGAAGGGGGGAGGACAGAGCAUCUACAGAUCGGUGUCUGAGUCCGCCAGCUCCAAAGCUUAUGUUUAGCACACCUGGACCAGAUUACUGUGUUACUUCUUUAUUUUCCACUUAUUUACAACUGCUACUCAUCCUGGGGUCCCCUUCCUGACGGGCUGAGGGAAGGGGAAGACUUAUAAAUGGGGUCAAAAGACCAAAUCUAAUCUGAGACCAAAAGUUGUUCUGAUGGCGCCCCAGACAGCAUCCGGAUGUGGGCCACUUCAGGCAGUGAUCCGGCACUGGUGGUCUUCUUCUGGCCCUGACAGAACAGACGUGAGCCUGAAGUGGCCCACAUGUAUAAUAGCAAAUAUGGUCCAAAUGUGCCAGAUCACAUGUGGGCCUUUUCUGGCAAAGCUGCGGUGCUCUUGGCAACAUGUGGUCUGGAUGUGACCCUGAAGUGGCCUGUGUGGUAAAUGGUGAAUAUGGCCCAAAUAUCACAAAACAAAUAUGGCCACCUUUGACAAAUAUGUGGCACAUGCGGCAUUGCCAUGGCUUGGUUCUGGCAAACGGGAGCAGACCACCCAAGUACCAUCAUUCCACACGGCAUGUGGGCCGGAUGAAGUGUCGGGUGUGGCACGGGUCCGGGCCACAGCAACUUUGCUCUCUGGGGCAGACGCAGCAGGACGGCAGCCAUCUUGUAAUUUCCCUGAACUGAUUCUCUAUAAUUUGCGUUGGCGUGGGCUGGAAUUACGAACCGUACAGAGAAAAAUAUCCAUGGCAGAACCAAGCAAAAAGCCCAAACCAGAAUGUUAGAAGCUCGGUGACAUUUUGGAGGUCGUGACCUCUGACCCCCACAGGUCUCUUCCAUUUCACAUUUACUUUCCUGUUGACUGUUGAAGUGUUGUGAUUUUAAGGUUGACAUAUGUUGUAAAUAAAAUAACU
Messenger RNA from Lampris incognitus (smalleye Pacific opah), 1748 nucleotides. It is a transcript of the gene cldn15lb, whose product is annotated as claudin 15-like b. Gene Ontology annotation, biological process: cell adhesion; bicellular tight junction assembly. Gene Ontology annotation, cellular component: bicellular tight junction; plasma membrane. The transcript is spliced from 7 exons. The record is from RefSeq and is a predicted model, not a curated record. Gene Ontology annotation, molecular function: structural molecule activity. Bases 141 to 896 code for a protein of 251 amino acids. NCBI's taxonomy places the organism in Eukaryota, Metazoa, Chordata, Actinopteri, Lampriformes, Lampridae.